Nezara viridula (southern green stink bug) is the source of this 1632-nucleotide messenger RNA. The record is from the annotation of a GenBank genome assembly. NCBI's taxonomy places the organism in Eukaryota, Metazoa, Arthropoda, Insecta, Hemiptera, Pentatomidae.
UGGUGCUGAGCUCCUGGCUAAAGAAGACUUCAACAACAUCCUGGUUCAACUUUUAUAACAAUAUGCUAUUGGAAACAAUUAUAGUAUUGUCAAGUGUCCUAUUUAUAUUUAACUGGUGGGCUUAUGGCUACUGGAGAAGAAGGAAUGUAUAUUCUCUCCCAACAGAAUUCCUAUUCGGGAAUAUUAAGGAAAUAAUAAUGAAUCAAAAAGUCAUGUGCCUCAAAUUUCGUGAUAUUUAUGAACAGUACAAACAACAUAGAAUGGUUGGUUUCUACAGUUUUUAUAAGCCAAUGCUGUUUGUGAGCGAUCCAGAAAUUAUAAAAAGAGUUUUAGCAACUGAUUUUAACAGCUUUAGCAGUAAUGGUUUUACAAUGGACAAGGAUAUUGACCCAAUUAUGGGGUUUAACCCAUUUACAGCAAAAACUGUACCAUUGUGGAAAGAACUGAGAAGCAUUCAAGCUUCAAACCUCACUGCCUUAAAAUUAAAGGAAGUGGUUCCUGGUAUGGUCAAAAUAGGAGAAUUCAUGAAAGACUACAUUAAAAAUAAGAAAAGCCAACCUGUUUCUGUAUUUGAUAUUACAACACGUGCAGCAGUUGACUCAGCUAUUCUUUUUGGUUUUGGAAUCGAACCAAAGUCAUUUACGGAUUCUGAAUUCAGUUUCAUAAAACAUGCUACUGGCGAUAAACUUUUUACUUCAAAUUUUGUAACAAUGAUUUCUAGCUUUUUUCUUCCUUCUUUAAGCAGAUUAUUGAACUACAGAAUUACUUCUAAGGGAGCACAAGAUUUUUUCAUGUCUAUGACUAAAACAAAUAUUGAAUAUCGAGAGACUAAUGAGAUCACAAGAGUGGAUCUAUUUGAUACAAUAUUGAAAUUAAAUAAAAAGAAAUUGGAACAAGGCGAUAAAGCUUACUCAAACUUAGAAAUGUCUGCUCAUUGUGCAACAUUUUAUCUUGAUGCUACAGUGACAUCUUCAAUAGUGUUAACAUUUUUAUUUUUGGAGUUAGCGCACAACCAAGAUGUCCAAGAAAAACUCAGAAGAGCAAUAUUCUCAGUUGGAAAUAAACCAGAGGAUUUUGACUUAGAUAAAAUAAAUUCCAUCACAUAUUUACAAAUGGUGUUUGAUGAAACAAUCAGAAUACAUACUCCAGUGACAAUGCUGACUCGCUUAUGUACCAAGGAUACAGUGAUAGAAGAUGUGAAAAUUUCGAAGGGUACUAAAGUGUUUAUUUCCACUUUAGCACUUCAUAAUGAUCCAGAAUAUUAUCCUGAACCGGAAAAAUUUGAUCCAGAAAGAUUUUCAGAAAGUAAUAAGGAGUCAAUGACAAAGUAUACAUUUUUACCCUUUGGUGAAGGACCACGGACCUGUGUAGGUAUGAAAUAUGGUAACCUAUUUGUGAAAACUUCAAUAGCGUUUAUUCUUCUGAAGUACAGAAUAUUACCAACUAAUGAUCAAAAUAAAGUUCUACAUGAUUAUGACAGUUUUAUGUUGUGUCCAAAAUCAGAUGCCACUGUCAAAUUUGAAGAAUUAUGAACUUCAUUAAUACCUUCUUUUUUUUUACAGAAUGAAAAAUUGAAAAUUCGUGAUUAUCUAAUUAUUUAUUAUCUUCAAUUAAAAACUUAUUGAAAGUUAA